Molecule: messenger RNA, 1680 nt
Organism: Chaetomium globosum CBS 148.51
Lineage: Eukaryota; Fungi; Ascomycota; Sordariomycetes; Sordariales; Chaetomiaceae
Exons: 2
Coding region: 1-1680 (559 amino acids)
Biological process (GO): attachment of GPI anchor to protein
Cellular component (GO): GPI-anchor transamidase complex
Source: RefSeq, a predicted model, not a curated record
AUGUCGAUUCAACAGCCGCCCGACAAUGGUGCGGGGCACUUCAAAAGCCCGGUCGUCAGUUCGGAUCCGGUAACUUCCAACACAAACAUCAACACCAAAGAUGGAGCGCAACCUAAAAAGGAGCCACCGCCCGAGAAACCGUCCGACAUACGGCGACGUAGUUACAUUAUCCUCUCGUUUUGGCUGAUCGUGGUCCUUCUCGGUUUGCCAAUAUGGUGGAAGACGACCACUAUCUACCGUGCCGACCUCCCUCUUCAGGAGAUGCUGGAUUGGUCUGACGGGAAGGCUUGUCGACCAGUAUUCCCCCUCCGUAUCUCCAUCCAAGCCAAUGCGCUCCAAGAACAAGAGGCCCAGAACCUCCUCCGCCUCACACAACACGCCCUCGACGACCUCAAUGACUUCUCCGGCCACCACUUGCGGCUGCAGCUGGCCCCGCCGUCUGCGGCUGAACAACGCGACCGUGAGAGCGUCUUGACGAUCCGGCUAGUUCCCGGCGACGCGACCACGGCCAAGUUCGAUCCGCACGAGCCGAUCCUCGACAUCACAUAUCCGUCGAAUGCUAUCCCGUCGCCGACCUCUUCGUCUUCGCCCCUUGCCACGUACGUAGCUAGCCAGCUGCGGUCAACCUUCGCCGAGGAGCAGGCCACGAUUUCGUACCUGCUAUCGGCCAAUUCGAUCCCUUCGGAUCAUCGGCCGCAAGGACUGUCAUCAGAAAUAUCCGACUCGCUUUCCAAGCGCACCACCCGAUCGUUGAAGUAUGCGCCGACCUACCACCUCACAUUCUCGCUGUUUACAAGCGGGCCGCUACCGAGCAGCUGGGACAUCGAUGGGGCGAUCGGCGAGUAUAUGAAGCCCGUGCUCGAUGUACUUUCGCCGAUCCACAACUUUACGAUCGACACGCAGGUACAGCUUUAUGCGACGCCGGGGGUUCAGAACCAGGUGCUCAACAAGGAGGAUCUCUCCUCGUUUAUCAACGCCGCCGAGUGGCCGCUAUCACCAUCCAUUGGGGGCGCGCCCACGGUUAACUUUAUCGUCUUUGUCGGGCACCAGACAAUUGCCGCCCCUGCGCAAAGCGCUGGGGAAGAUGGCGAGCCCGGCCCCUCAUCCCAUUCGUGGAUGAUGCCACAAUGGGGCACCGUCUACCUGCUCCCUCUCCCCAACGACACGAGCCACCUCUCGGCCGAGGCACUCAAACAACCGCUGCUCACCUUCACGUCGCACCUGCUCUCACUCACCGGCACGCCGCAAUCCGGCUCGCUACCCCUCCGCCUCUCCACUCUCUCCCGCAUCCGCUCCGCCGACCUCCUCCUGCGCGCGUCGUCGACGCUCGGUUCCCUCGCACGCCUGGCCCUCGCGCUCCCGUCCAUCUCCAUCCCGAGCCGCGUCGCCGACGGCGUGUCCAAGACGAUGCACCACCUGCGGCUGGCGUGCGAGACGCUGGGCGGGCCCGAGGGCCUGGCGCACGCGCGCAUCGCCGAGGCCGAGGCCGAGCGCGCCUUUUUCGAGAAGAGCAUGGUCGGCCAACUGUACUUCCCCGACGAGCACAAGAUUGCGGUUUACCUGCCGCUUCUGGGGCCCGUGGCGGUGCCGUUGGUCAUGGGGCUGUUGAAUGAGUUGAAGACGUGGUUGAAGCGGAGGAAGGAGGCGGCGAAGGCGGGCAGGGAGAAGAAGAAGGAAUAG